AUGGAUUUCCUCCCGGAAUCCAUUCUCUCCCUAAUCCAAGACAACCCCACAAUCCAACAACUCACCUCAUCCUCGAUCGUGUUUCACGUCAACAACGCCCGCACCACAUACCUGGAUCCCUACAUCUCCCACCUGAAGACAACCUACCUGGACCCAUACAUCGUCCAACCUCUCGCCACAAUGCUCGCCUCUUCAAUGCCCGAUCUUGUAUCGGUCCUGAUCCUCGCUCUCGUUCUCAUCAUCUCUCUCAAGGUCCUCGACUAUGCGCGACGUGUCGUCAUGUUCUGGAUUACGUUGGCGCUGCGAUUAAUCUGGUGGGGAUUCAUCCUCGGAGCCAUCUGGUACGCGUAUACUGCUGGGCUAGAGAAGACCGGUCGCGAUCUAGGCUGGCUCUACGGGGUCGUGAAGGGAUUCGCAGAGAAGUUCCAGGAUGGAUUUGAGGGCGGUCAGAGAUCGUCGUCGGCUACUGGAGGUUGGGGAGGGUAUGCUUCUGGUCGGGAAUUUCAGGUCCCUAUGGGGAGAGGUUGA
Aspergillus nomiae NRRL 13137 is the source of this 528-nucleotide messenger RNA. Its product is annotated as Apq12 family protein. The transcript has 2 exons. The record is from RefSeq and is a predicted model, not a curated record. The coding region runs from base 1 to 528 and encodes 175 amino acids. Lineage: Eukaryota; Fungi; Ascomycota; Eurotiomycetes; Eurotiales; Aspergillaceae.